AUGGAUAUUACACAUGUCACACCAGACGCGAUUCAAAAUCUGAAGUUUCAGCUUGAAAGUGCAGCAGUGAAAUGCUCAGAGCGAUGUCUCUAUCAAUCAGCGAAAUGGGCCGCAGAGAUGCUAGACGCCCUUGCGCCGACCGACGAGGAAGACACCGACCCAGAGUCCCCCAUGGAUAUGACAGAGCCGGCGCAUCUGCCAGUAAACCCUUAUCUACGCGAGCAAGACCCCGUCGAAGCAGCCCUGGAGGCUCAAGAAUCCUACAAAUACCUUCUCGCGAAGUCAUUCUUUGACACCCGCGAAUUCGAUCGUUGCGCCGCGGUGUUUCUCCCCGCGGCAACUUCGCCUGUGCCACUCUCGGUCAUCUCGCCGAACUCGAAACCCAAGCAAGGACGAACAUCCCUGAAGGGCAAGGAGAAAUCAUCAAACAGCAAGACUAACAUCCGCAGAAACCCGUACCCGAAACUCAGUCAAAAGUCCCUCUUUCUUGCCCUGUAUGCUAAGUAUAUGGCGGGAGAGAAACGGAAGGACGAAGACACAGAGAUGGUACUGGGCCCAGCGGACGGUGGCACGGCAGUGAACCGAGAACUACCAGAUCUGGCACGCGGCUUGGAGGGGUGGCUGAUGGAGCGUAGUGCGCAAGGACUGGAAGACCAGAGCCAGGGCUGGCUUGAAUAUCUAUACGCUCUUGUUCUGUUGAAGGGCCGAAACGAAGAAGCGGCGAAAAAGUGGCUCAUCCGCAGCGUGCAUCAGAACCCAUUUCACUGGGGCGCAUGGCAUGAGCUGAGUGAUUUGUUAGCCAAUAAUGAGGAUCUUAAACAAAUCGUUGGACAGCUGCCACAGAAUAUCAUGACUUUGGUCUUUCAUGUGUAUUGCAACCAGGAGCUGUACCAGAUUACCGAAGAGACGUGGAAAGCCGUAGCAGAACUUGAACAGCUUUUCCCCGGCAGCGCUUUUCUGAAGACUCAAGAGGCACUGUUGCACUAUCAUUCCAAAGGUAACUCUCCGCUCUCCCAUACGCCCUUGUUUCACAUUGCUCAUUCGCCAUCAUUAGACUUUGAACGAGCAUCCGAGAUUUUCAAUGAGAUUCUCUCAACUUCGCCGCAUCGUCUGGACAGUCUCGACCACUACUCCAAUAUUCUAUACGUCAUGGGUGCCAGGCCCCAACUCGCCUUUGUGGCCCAAAUCGCAACCGCUACCGAUAAAUUUCGCCCCGAGACGUGUUGUGUUGUAGGCAAUUACUACUCUCUGAAGUCAGAGCAUGAAAAAGCCGUGAUGUAUUUCCGGCGGGCUCUGACUCUUGAUCGCAAUUUCUUAUCUGCAUGGACACUCAUGGGCCAUGAAUACAUCGAGAUGAAGAACACCCAUACUGCCAUUGAAUCCUAUCGCCGGGCUGUCGAUGUCAAUCGCAAAGACUACCGCGCUUGGUACGGCCUAGGUCAAGCUUACGAGGUCCUGGACAUGUCAUUCUACGCUCUGUUCUACUACCAGCGCGCAGCAGCCCUUCAACCAUACGACCCGAAGAUGUGGCAAGCCGUUGGAUCGUGUUAUGCAAAGAUGGGCCGUAUCGAAUCCAGUAUUCAGGCCCUGAAGCGAGCGCUGGUUGCAGGUUCAUAUUACACCGAAGCUGCGCCGGCACCAGGUGGAAGCCCUGGCGGAGGCGCUCGCAAAAUUCUCGACACCGAAACGCUGCACCAAAUCGCCACGCUCUAUGAGCGCCUUGGCGAUGAAGAUGAAGCCGCUGCAUACAUGGAGCUCACCCUUCAGCAAGAAUCCGGGGGUGCUCCUGUGGACGCAAGCCUUUCCGACGAGGAUCUUUCUUCUCCUUCGGAAGCCGCUGCACACAGUGACGGUGGAUCUGACAGCUCCGACGAAGACAACGAUGCGUCACAGAAACAGCCUGGGCGCCGGCAUCGCCGAACACGCCCUCGUACAUCUUCCUUCAGUAUGCAGAAUGAUGACUCUAUGAAUAGCGAGACAUAUCAUGGCACAGGCCCUACGGCUACGACGUCCCGGGCUCGUCUGUGGCUAGCCCAAUAUGCAAUACGGCAGGGAGACUUGGAUCGCGCAGACCAACUCGCCGGGGAGUUAUGUCAGGAUGGAAUGGAAGUAGAGGAGGCAAGGGCGCUAAUGAGUGAUAUCCGCGCCAGAAGAGAGGGUGGCGACUAG
Molecule: messenger RNA, 2169 nt
Organism: Penicillium chermesinum
Lineage: Eukaryota; Fungi; Ascomycota; Eurotiomycetes; Eurotiales; Aspergillaceae
Product: anaphase promoting complex subunit CDC23
Exons: 3
Coding region: 1-2169 (722 amino acids)
Biological process (GO): cell division
Cellular component (GO): anaphase-promoting complex
Molecular function (GO): protein binding
Source: RefSeq, a predicted model, not a curated record